GCAAGGUAAAAAUAUUAAGUACACAUACACACCACCUUGAGAUUGAAAGAAGUUGGGUUGGGCGCGAAAUGCACCGGCAAGCUUUUUCACAUUUCACUUCAUCCGAUUCCAUAUCAAUCCGUGAUUUCAGCAUGGCGAGUUGCUUCAAGCUCGUGCAAAACCCUGAAAAGGGACGGAUUUUGGUGGCUGAUCGGGACAUCCCGACGAGUCAAUUGAUCCUUGAGGAGCCUCCCUGUGCCUUAGGGCCUCAAGUCGACGUCGAUAAAUUGGUUUGCUUAUCGUGCUUCAUCGAAAUCGAUGGACGUUUCCAAUGUUCCCUAUGUUCCAUUCCCAUGUGUUCCAAAGAGUGCGCUUCCGAUUCUAUUCAUCAGACCUUGGAGUGUCAAGUGUUUGGGAAAAUGGGAUUGAUUUUAGAGAACUAUAAACCCUUAAUGCGGUGCGUAUUCACUCUCCGUCUGAUAUCAACCUUGAGAACUACCCGCGAUCCUAACCUGAAGAUGCUCAUCAACGAUUUGAUGGACCACAAUUCGAUCCGCAAACUGGACGUGUCUUCCUGGGAUCACUUCCAAAAAAGUGUGACCAACUUUAUACUGGACAAUCUGGGGCUGACCAAGUUCACAUCUCGUGAGGAGAUCAAUCGCCUGAUCGGGAUCAUGCGAACCAACGGGAUCCAGACCAAAAGUCGCAAUGGACACACCCAGUUGGUCCUGCUGUAUCCACAAAUGGCCAUUUUAUCACAUUCGUGCAUUUGCAAUGCCCGCUGCGUCAAGAAGUUGUCCACCUUUAACCACAUUGAGAUCUACGCCCAACAACACAUCCCUAAAGGUGAAGAAAUUACCAUUCAAUACACCUCCCUGAUGAAUUCCACGCGAUCCCGGCGACAGAACAUCAAGCAAAGUUGGUGCUUCGAUUGCCAUUGCCCGCGGUGUUGUGAUCCCAGCGAAUUGGGAUCCGAAUUGGGCACCCUUCAUUGCCCUGAGUGUAACGACACAGAAGGUUAUUUACGUCUUAUCCACCCACUGGCCUAUGAUAGCGAUUAUGGUUGCCAUAAAUGCCAAUCGAUGAUGAGCCAGAAGACGGUUAUUGAAUUGGAAAAUGACCUCGAAUCCUCCCUUAACAAGCUGAUCCACUUGCGUGGCCAGAAAUAUGUGGAGGCGUUGCUUCAUCAAGCGGAACUUACUAAACGGAGCAAUCAUUUCCAUCCCAAUCAUUACCUUCAAAUGAGACUCCAAUCGGAGCUGAUCUCUCACCUUGGCAACAUUCCAGGAUACUUCUAUUUCGAGCUCUCGGAUGAAAUGGUGCGUCUCAAGCGUGAUUUGUGCCUUCACUUCAUCGAGGUCUUCUCUAAAGUGGAUCCGGGAUUCUCGGAUUGGCGUGGAACCACGCAAUACGAAUUGGCCAACACCGAAGCCACGUUGGCACAACGGAGUUUUGACUCCGGCACGAUUCCUCUGAAAGAGUUCCAAACGAAAUUGGAAGCCAUCAUAACUUUGAACCAAGAGGCUGUCAGUGUGCUGGAGGUCGAGGAUGAGGAAUCCCACGCUUUUGAGAUUGGAUUGCGUGCCCGAAAGAAUGUACGGGAUUUGAAAGAUAUCGUGCGAUUUUCUGAAUUUUUGUGACCACCAUCUACUUAAUACGACCCCAUUGAAAAAAAAUUAUACACCCCACACACUAA
Tigriopus californicus is the source of this 1675-nucleotide messenger RNA. Its product is annotated as SET domain-containing protein SmydA-8-like. The record is from RefSeq and is a predicted model, not a curated record. NCBI's taxonomy places the organism in Eukaryota, Metazoa, Arthropoda, Copepoda, Harpacticoida, Harpacticidae. The coding region runs from base 69 to 1619 and encodes 516 amino acids. Gene Ontology annotation, molecular function: protein binding. The transcript has 2 exons.